AUGGUGCGGCCGGAGCAGCUCCCGGGGCGGCGGCGGCGGUGGUGCUCUCGGCGGCUCUCGCAGCUCGACCGGCGCGGGCUCGCCAGACCCCGGGCGGCGAGGGAGGCGCGCUCCAGGCCGCGGGCGGGGGCGGGAGGCGGGCGCCGGGCGGGGGCGGGCGGGCGCUGGGGAGGGCUCAGCCCAAACCACCAGCCGCCGCGGGUCCCGGGGCUCGCGGACGCCGCGUCCGCCGCUCCCCGCCCCGCGGCCCGGCGCCGAGCUGGGGGCGCCCUGGGGACUCCCCGCGCCCUGGCGCCGAGCGCCGCCUCCGCGCCCUGGUCCGAGCCGUGCGCCCGCGGCCCCGGGAUGGGAGGGGAAGCCCGGGGAAGCCCCACUGAAACCGCGGCGGCCGCCGCCUCCCCUGCGCGCUCCCCGGCUCCCCCGCCAGUGGGCGGCCCCUGCGCUCGGCUCUCGGGGCAGCGCGCUCGCUGGGUCCCCGCCUGCGGCUGCUCUGCGGCUCCAGGCUCGGCUUCCGACUCCCGCUCUCCGGCCCCGGGCUCCCGGCUACCGCCCGCACGAAGUUCCCCUGAGAAGGCUCGCAGCUUCGUUUUGCCUCAGAACUGCCAGCCAGGCUCCACGCCCUGGCACACGGAUUGGGGACAAAGGUGA
Messenger RNA from Neogale vison (American mink), 648 nucleotides. Its product is annotated as translation initiation factor IF-2-like. The record is from RefSeq and is a predicted model, not a curated record. NCBI's taxonomy places the organism in Eukaryota, Metazoa, Chordata, Mammalia, Carnivora, Mustelidae. The transcript has 2 exons. The coding region runs from base 1 to 648 and encodes 215 amino acids.